Anarrhichthys ocellatus (wolf-eel) is the source of this 2756-nucleotide messenger RNA. It is a transcript of the gene cfap97, whose product is annotated as cilia and flagella associated protein 97. NCBI's taxonomy places the organism in Eukaryota, Metazoa, Chordata, Actinopteri, Perciformes, Anarhichadidae. Gene Ontology annotation, biological process: spermatogenesis. The record is from RefSeq and is a predicted model, not a curated record. The coding region runs from base 1216 to 2715 and encodes 499 amino acids. The transcript is spliced from 4 exons.
UGUAUAUAAUGGUGAGGAUAUAGAUUUUGGAGUACGAGCUACAAUUAUAAAGUUAAAGUUACACAAUAAUAACAGAGAUAUUAGUUCUCCGACACGCUUAGAAAGGGAGGGGUGAAUGCAGGGGUAUGUUGUUGCUUGCAAUCUGCAACCUCACCACUAAAUCUCACACACUGUUCCUUUUAAACAAGGCUACUUUAGCCUCAAAUAUGUCAAAAAGGCCAGUAACUCUGUUACUUCCUGAAAUAUUAUUUUGAUAAUAUUGAUAUAUUACUUUUAAAAACACACACAAUUGAUGUGACUAAAUACAUAUUUAGUCGUUGCUCUAUAUGAAUAUUAAAGGUGAAGGAAUUAAUUUAUUGUCUACUAAUUAGCGCAAAUCGCAGUUCUGUCUAUCUACGCAUUCGAAUCACCCGCCAAGUAUUUCCUGAAACUAGCUUUAGUCUUUGUGAAUCACGUGACGACCAGAAUUGUUGAACUUCCGUUAACGCGACUCUCUCUUUAUACGGCUCUGCCCCUAUGCUCGCAACACCAACGUAAUCUUUGCCAGGAUGUGACGUUGCGUAGUUACCAGGCACCUUCACGCUGUCGGCAGCUAGCUGUAGCUUGUAGCCAGGUAAGAUUUCGUUGUCUUUCAGCUAAAGUUAGCUAACCUAAGCAACUAUAACAUAGUUGGACUAAGUUAGCCAACAUACUCUAGUUAACCGUUAUCAAGAUGAAAGUAGUAUGUUUAAAUCAUGCUUGGCCUCCAUGACGUAUUACCAUACUACACGGUGAAAAGUGUCUUUAGAGACCGUUACCAUAUAUUGUUUGUCCAUAUCUCAUUCUACAUUUUAUUGUAACGCUAUAUAUACAUUUGGUUUGUAUUGAAUAUCUUCUAAAUUCUCCAUCACAGAGGACAUCUGCACCAAAGCUGGAUCUGUUUCUGCCAACCAUACGUUAUAAUUGUGUGUUGAUGCAGGUCAUACAUACAAUUUAAGCAAGUUUUAAGAUUUUACGACCUGAUUUUCAUGUUGUAUGGAACUGAAUGUAACCCAGUGGAUUCAGUGCAGUGGUGAAUAAAAUCAUCAAAUCUCCAAAACAACGUAAUAAAAACGUAAUUUUUAGUUAAUUGGUUGAAACAUGAAAAACCAUAGUCACAGUUCUUUGACUUUAACUCAACUUUAACAUCUCAAUCUUACACUACUUUAUAGGUUCAGUGUGUUGGGGAAGUCUGCCAUGUUCAACCCCAGUGAACUAGAAGGUGAAGUGGAUCAUUCGUUUUUUGACAGUGACUGUGAUGAUAGCAGCAGAGAUGGAGUGGAAAAGAUGGAGAAAGGCUUGAGGGCUGAAAAGGAGAGCCCACCAGCACCUGAGAGGCUACAUGCAAAACAGACGAAAAAAACAGAAGGUGGUUUGUCUCCGAGGACAGAUGAGACUAAAAAACACCUGAAGCUAGUCGACAACAGUGGCAGCAGAGCAGAAAGGCGAGAAAGCAGCUGUCAAUCAAAGAAAGAAGAGAGUAGCAGGGCGUCCAGUGAAUCAUCUGUUGCCUGCACAUCAGAUAAAGCCACCCAUAUUAGCAGUGAUGGUGAGGCAGACUCUGAUUUGCAGUCUGAAAGGCACAAUGGAACAUUUAUGGCGUUAUUGGAUGUGAUCAGGGAGGUAGAUUGUGAGGAUGUGGAUAGCCAGAGACCAAAUGAGUAUGAAGAAGAUGCAUUGCCAUCCAAAAACUCAGGCUCAAAAGGGAGAAAUGAACAAUCUCCUAAAGAACAGAUAAGAAAUUCUCACACCCGGAGUCCAUCCCCCACUUCAACUGAGAACAGCGUAGAUGCAGACUCAGAGAGCUCCUCUAGCAGCAGAAGUGGGAGAAGCAGUGUAUAUUCCCCCACCCUUCCCAGGCCCAACAAGCUUUCUUUAUACCCUGGAGUGAGAAGGACCCGCGCGGGCUCAGCAGGAUCCCGGGACGUGCUUAUCAGCCGUACAGAGGAGUCGGAGGAUACAGUGACAGAUGUGAGCCCCCUCUCCUCUCCUGACAUCAGCCCUCUCCAGUCAUUGGACCUGAACCACACAGAGGCUGAAGAGGGAAGCCCUAAAGAGCAGCAGCAGUUGGAGAGUGUGCCCUCCAGUGGCCUUAGCGACAUGCAUCAGGAUGAGGACUCAGAUCGGGAUGUAGAUGAGUGCUCCCUCAGGUCAGAGAGUCAGCUUGGAGGUAAACUGGUUUUCUGCUGUACUGGGCCAAGAAACAGGAAGAACUACUCGUUCACCAACGAUGAGGUCCGACGCAUAGAUCGCGAGAACCAGCGUCUUCUUCGUGAGCUUUCGCACCAAUCUCCAGGGCCCAGACCAGGAAGUACAGCGAGGAAGAAAACCCACACGGCCAGCAAGUUGCCUCAGAUUCGGUUCUCUCACAGCGCACUCAACAGGCAGCGGGAACAGCAACGCAUCGAGAAGGAAAACUUGGCUUUUUUGAAGAGGCUGGAGUCCGUCAAGCCAACACCCGGCCUAAAGUGUUCAGAACAACUGAAGGACUACCAGAGAAACACCAGAAUCGUGGGAGCUGCUUCAUACCCCAUCUGUAUGUCCACCACAAUGUCAGAGCGGUCGACCAGCAAGACGCCCUCAGGUCCUAGGCCAGCCAGUUCCACCCAUUACAGCUCCAGAGCAGUUUACACUACUAACUUCAGCAAAACACCCUUACCCAGGUCAAAAAAACAGCCCAGUGCAGCCUGGUGCUGAGAACAUUGCCAUUUUCAGAUAUCUAAUCUACAAAGAAAUAC